Calypte anna (Anna's hummingbird) is the source of this 1112-nucleotide messenger RNA. It is a transcript of the gene MRPS10, whose product is annotated as mitochondrial ribosomal protein S10. The transcript has 8 exons. Gene Ontology annotation, molecular function: structural constituent of ribosome. Gene Ontology annotation, biological process: translation. Bases 33 to 728 code for a protein of 231 amino acids. Gene Ontology annotation, cellular component: mitochondrion; ribosome; mitochondrial small ribosomal subunit. The record is from RefSeq and is a predicted model, not a curated record. NCBI's taxonomy places the organism in Eukaryota, Metazoa, Chordata, Aves, Apodiformes, Trochilidae.
AGAGGCCUUGGAAGUGGGGUGCUUGCUCCGCCAUGGCUGCAGGGGCGCUCAUGGGUGUCCUGGCCCCUUAUGGAGGUUGCGGAUGGAGCUGCGCUUCUCCUUCCGGGCCUCAGGGUGUCGGGGGCGGGGAGAAGAUGGCGGCGGGGUGGCUGUGCCGGCGGCUCUGUCAGGGAUCAGCUUUUCCUGUCAGUUAUGCAAGCAGAAUUUUGCAAAACCAAUGUUUUUUUCAGAACUCCAACUUGGUGGGAGUACGGCUGGCUGGAUCCCAGGCUAAUACAGAGGGGCCAAAGACUAAUCCUUUGGUAUCUAUUUCAGACGAGCCAGAAACACUGUACAAGAGGGUGUCCCUGUUAGUUAAAGGCCAUGAUAAAGCUGUGUUGGACAGCUAUGAAUAUUUUGCAGUGCUUGCAGCUAAAGAACUUGGCAUUUCUGUUGAAAAAGUACAUAAUCCUCCAAAGACAGUAGAACGAUUCACACUCUUAAAAUCUGUACACAUUUACAAGAAGCACAGAGUUCAGUAUGAAAUGAGAACACAUUACCUGUGUUUGGAGUUAAAAUACCUAACAAGCAGUACUGCUGCAGUGUACUUGGAAUAUGUUCAACGAAACUUACCUGAAGGGGUUGCUAUGGAAGUAAAAAAGACCAAGAUUGAGAAAAUACCUGAACACAUUCGGGAGCCAAUUUGGGAUACCCUCCCUCAAGUAGAAGAAACUGAAGUCAAGUCAUGAACUCACCAGGGAGCACUGAAAAUGCAAGUUCAAGGAAAAAACACCCUGGAAAGUGUGACAUGAAAAAGAUUUGCUCUUUGUGUUCUAUAAAGCUGCAGUUUCUUCAAGUCUGAUAUUAUCUCAGAUCAAACUGCACUGAAACAGGCUGAGUCUAGUGUUUGUCCCUUCAAAUUAAAAUUUUGGGAAUAUGUAAGAGAAUAGCAUUAUGGAACUUGGGGUUUGCUUCCCUCAGAAAACAAAGUUACUGUCUCAAAAGCUACUGUCUCAGUGUUCAAUCUGUUCAAUCUUUUGUUCUUUUAACAAAAAUACCUUUCUUUGAAGUGUUAUUUAUUGAAUUACAAGAAACAUGAUAAAAAGUAGACAUUUUCCUCUUUCUUCUUAAGA